Molecule: messenger RNA, 2276 nt
Organism: Tachysurus vachellii
Lineage: Eukaryota; Metazoa; Chordata; Actinopteri; Siluriformes; Bagridae
Gene: actmap
Product: actin maturation protease
Exons: 8
Coding region: 414-1400 (328 amino acids)
Source: RefSeq, a predicted model, not a curated record
AUUACGCUCGGGUAGAAAAUCGUUGUCAUAUUAUUGUGAAGGAAAAGAUUCAAAAGAUUUUACAUAAUGUAUUCGUUUUUUUUUAAUAAAACGUGGUUAUUCAGAAAAAAGAAAACAUUUCGAUAGUUAUGUGGCGCAAUAACAUUUGUUUUUACCUUAUUAGGAAUUCGUGUCUAUAUUUUGCAUUGUUCGGGCCGAAUCCUAAAUAGGUAUCUUUUUAUAAUAUAGUGCACUAAGUAGGGUGUUGACUACUUUCUGUGUAGGGCGCUUAUACACGGUGUUGGAAUUGGAUUGAGAUUCAGACCCGGUCAUUACAGGGAUCCUUGUUUGGAGCCGUUUUUCAUGGACUUAAACUGUACUAAUGGAGGUUAGUACAGAGUUUACAAUUAAUAUAACAUGAUAAGCAGGAGCUGAUGUCUGUAGCACCAUCUCACUUUACACCUCCACUUGCUCCACCACCACCUCCACCUGCUCCACCACCACCUCCACCUGCUCCACCACCACCUCCACAUGCUCCUUCACUGCAGAGCAAGAAGAAGCUCUACCAGGCCAUAGCAGAGGGAAGGACUGCUGUUGAAGGAGACUUUGAGGAAGCCUGUUUGCUCUUCACACAAAGAGAGAGCAGUUUCAGGAAGGACUUGCAGUGGGUGCUGUUUAACAAAUAUGUGCCUUCAUUGAUCCAAGAUGGUCCCAAAUGUGGAUUAGUGGCUUUAUGGAUGGCAUCCCAUCUGCUGAAUCCUGCCAUGACCAUUUCCAUUGAAAACAUCAUGCAAAAGGCAGUGAACAAAAGAUACACUUCUCAAGGAGAGAUGUUUUCAGCUAGGGAUAUGGCUCUGCUGGCAGAAGAAGUAUAUGGCAUCAGAGUUCAGAGGCUAUCUGGAGGCAUGACUGGAGACCAUGCUGCACUAAUCCUCAAACAUCUCACAGACGGCCAGCCGAUCUUAAUACCAUACGACGAGGACUUUAACCAUGAGCCGUGUCUACGCAGUGGCCAUAAAGCUCACUGGGCAGUGGCUUCAGGCGUGUUACUCGGGCUGGCACAGGGGAGCGUAAACAGCGAGCAGCUCCUCACUGAUGCCACUCUGCCAUGGCUGCAUCUUUCCGGAGUUGGAGCACCAGCUACCUGGCUCUCGAAUCCAGUUGAGGUCUACAUCUUGGCCAAACAGGGGAAGAGUCUGCGCUACCAGCUAUGGAAGUUUGAAACAGUAGCAAAGAGUAACGCCCAGCUUAGAGAAAUAGACCCGCAGAGAGCCAGCGACGGAUCUUACUAUGUGCUGCCCCCUGGUGGGGUGGAGGAGGGACUCGCAGGCCAGGUGUUGCUACUACACACCUCACAGACAAACACAUAUCCAGAACAGGAUGCGAUGGGAAGGAUGGCAGUACAGCAUGACUGUGUUUAGCGUGCACCUUAAAUGGUGCUCAGAGACUUCAGGGAGAUUCAUGAGGAAUUUGUUUUCCCCACUAACUAUGGAGUAACCGUGUACUGUUAUGAAAAUGUCAUGGUGCUAAACGAAGGGCUGUGGUAUCCUGCUGCUCUGACUAAAAAUAGGUAAUAAAUGGACUUCUAGCUUAUUUUAAGACUGAAAAAACAUGUGUUCAACACAUGUUGCGGGGAAAAGGGUCUUUAAUGCAUCAUAUCGAAUGUGAUUUUCUCCUAGAGAAAUAAGGAACGGAGGGGCACGGUGGCUUAGUGGUUAGCACGUUCGCCUCACACCUCCAGGGUUGGGGGUUGGAUUCCCGCCUCCGCCUUGUGUGUGUGGAGUUUGCAUGUUCUCCUCGUGCCACGGGGGUUUCCUCCGGGUACUCUGGUUUCCUCCCCCGGUCCAAAGACAUGCAUGGUAGGUUGAUUGGCAUCUUUGGAAAAUUGUCCGUAGUGUGUGAUUGCGUGAGUGAAUGAGAGUGUGUGUGCCCUGCAAUGGGUUGGCACUCCGUCCAGGGUGUAUCCUGCCUUGAUGCCCGAUGACGCCUGAGAGGCUCCCCGUCACUACCUGAGGUAGUUCGGAUAAGCGUGAGUGAGUGAGAGUGAGUGAGUGAAAAAUAAGGAACAGAAAUACUAUACUCGCAGCAGAAACCUUACUUUAUCAGUCCCAUGUUUCAUCUUGUUGGCCUGAUGUAAAAAUAAAAAAAAAAAAUCAAAACUUUGUGGACAUUUUCUCUCAGUUGAGGAGCCCAAACUGAAUUAUAUCAUGCGUUCCCAGUGGAAAUGCCUCCUUAUAUUAAUAUUUCAAUGCAGAUAUUUGCACGUUAACAACAGCUCACGUACGUUUGAACCCAAU